This is a messenger RNA of Dioscorea cayenensis subsp. rotundata (Guinea yam), 4827 nucleotides long. RefSeq names its product homeobox-DDT domain protein RLT3-like. Gene Ontology annotation, molecular function: DNA binding. Gene Ontology annotation, biological process: regulation of transcription by RNA polymerase II. NCBI's taxonomy places the organism in Eukaryota, Viridiplantae, Streptophyta, Magnoliopsida, Dioscoreales, Dioscoreaceae. The record is from RefSeq and is a predicted model, not a curated record.
AACCUCUCUUCGUUUAAACCCACAUCAUCUUCAUCAUCAUCAUCAUCAUCAGUAGGGUUUUUCCUCAUCUCCAUUUCCUCUUCGGAUAAACCCUCGCCUCUCUCUCUCCCUCUUCUUCGUCUCCAUCCAAGAUCUCUCCUUAACGCCAUCACUGACCUUAUGGAAGAUGUUUUUUUUUAUCUGCCCUGCAAAUCCAAGGUGCGGAUUUAACUAUUGAUUGAAGUUUUUCCUUGGGGGUGCUCUGGAUUGAUGGGAAGCCAUGACAAUGAAGGGAUGGACUAUGGAACAAAGAAGAAAACCCCAAUUCAACUCCAGUUUCUGGAAAAUUUCUUCUCAGAGGAUAAGUACCCUACAAAAAAUGCAAUGGAAGUCUAUGCUGCAAGACUAAAGCUGACAUAUCAUCAGAUCCGUGGAUGGUUCAUAGAGAGGAGAAGGAAAGAGCGGAAGGAAUAUGCAAAAAGAAAUACUCAGGACAGUGGCAGAACAAGUGAGUCUGGUUGCAACACCAUGACUUGCUCUAGAAAUGAAACAAACGAGAAUACUGCUGUUAGGCAUAGUAGAAUUAGAUCUCUAUCUCAACUGGAACUUGGUGACAAUCUGUGCUCAACACCCAUUCAGUCAAAAAGGGGUGGUAAAAAACUUGCAAAUGAUAGAUAUGCCAAUCAGGAAAACAAGCCACCCGCACGAGCUAAAAGAAAAAAGAAACUAUCAUCAGAUCAACAUUCAUUGAGUAAUGAAUCUUCCUCAAUACAUGAUCGGACUCACGAUACAGAAUCAGCUCUAUUCAAGAUGAGAAAAUGUUUGAAACCUUCCAAGCGUCGGCAUACAAGCCAGGAAGGUGGACCAUAUUUUCAAAAACAGCAUGAGAGGAUUAGAACGUACAGGAGGAUGAACUUUGCCCAUAGUGAUGGCUGUGUUCAGCCCGCAGUACUAUUUUCUAAGGAAUAUAUUAUAAGAAAAGUAUUCCGCAAAGAUGGCCCUCCUCUUGGUAUAGAAUUUGAUUCUCUUCCCUCAAAUGCUUUCAGACAAUCCACAGGACCUGAACAUCUGGGUAUGGUUUGUCGAGGAGAUCAAAAGCAACCACCGAUGGAGAGAGGUACAUGUGAAUAUUCAAUUGAUUUUUAUAUAGUCCAGCUUUAUUUUGGUCAGAAAGUAGUGGAACGCCCAAUCUUUGAUAGUGGAACUCGCCAUGAAGUGAACAUUCAUCCAAAGAAGUAUGGUAUUGGGAAAGGUUUGAUGACAGUUUGGCGUGCGACAAAUGCUAGCAGUUGCAAGCUUCCAGCUGGCAUCCAUAUUGUAGGUGGCAGGGCAACAUGGAAGCCUUUCAUGCCUGAUGCUUCCUCUGAGGAAGCAUUGCAUCGGAUUUCUAAAAGAUUGCAGCAGCAAAAGUUGGUCACACCAAAAAGAUCUUUACACAAGAAGUUACUUGCGAAGAGGAAGACUUCCAUUGAGAAGAGAAAGAAACCUCUUUUUGCAAAAUGCAAACUAUUAGCUGAUGAACAGAAGUCUGUGGAGCAAGUAGAUGACCAGACAGUAUUAGUAGAUGACGAGGAGCUGGAACUUAGGGAAUUGCAGGCAGGGCCAAAUCCUUUGAGAUGUUCUGCCCAUCUUCCUUCAAAUGGGCGGCUUGGUUGUCCACUUUGCAAAGACUUGCUAGCCAGAUUUCCUCCACAAACUGUUAAAAUGAAGCUGCCAUUAUGUACGAAACCUUGGGACUCAUCACAAGAACUUGUGAAAAAACUAUUCAAGGUUUUUCAGUUCUUGUAUACUCAUGCUUCAACGGCAGAAAUAUACCUUUUCACCCUUGAUGAUUUUGCACAAGCAUUCCAUGACAAGGACUCAUUGUUAUUGGCCAAGAUUCAUGUGGCUCUCCUUAAGCUUCUCCUAUUAGAUGCAGAAAAAGUGAUAUCUAGUGAAUUUAUUCCACGAGUUUCAAAGGACUGCAGGUUUCUGGUCUUUUUGCACUUUGUGAAAGAACAAGAAUUUGAUGUUAAAUUUUGGUGUCAAUCUCUUAAUUCUCUUACAUGGGUUGAGAUAUUGCGACAAGUUCUUGUUGCAGCUGGGUUUGGUUUGAAACAGAACACAAUGCGAAGAGAAAAUUUCAAUAAGGAUAGAAAUCGAAUGGAGAAAUAUGGUCUGCGUCCUCUUACAUUGAAAGGUGAACUAUUUCGCAUUUUGUAUGAUCGAGGAAUCACCGGGAUGACAGUUUCUGAGUUGGCAAGAAUUUCUCAGAUUGUGUCAUUAGACCAUUCAACUACAGAAGAAGAAUUAGAACAAGCAAUUUGUUCAACUCUUUCGAGUGACAUUACAUUAUUUGAAAAGAUUGCACCCUCUGCAUAUCGUCUUCGUGUAAAUCCUCAAAUCAAAGGGGCAGACAAUUCACAACCUGAAGAUGAAGACAUGGGAAGUGUGGAUGAUGACUCUGAUAACAUUAACACUAGUAGUGGAAGUGAUGAUUCAGAUGAUUCAGAUAAUGAAAAUAGAAUUAUUCAAUACAAGGUAGGAAAAAAGGGAAGACACCUUAAGGUAACUGAUGAAACUAGCAUUGAUGAGAGCUACUCGGGGGAGGCAUGGUUACUUGGACUAAUGGAAGGUGAAUACUCAAAUCUAAGCAUUGAAGAAAAGCUUGAUGCUUUAGUAGCUCUGGUAGAUCUUGCAGCUUCUAGUUCAAGUUGCCAAAUUGAGGAACCAGUGAGAUCCCUGCCGGCAAUCAUUCCCAAUGCCCAAUAUCAUGGGUCAGGUGGAAAAAUAAAGAAAUCAACAGCAAACCAUCACCAAUUGGCUGAUUCAUCAUUGACAAGGCCCAUGCAUGGGAUAGACAAAAAUUAUUCAUCCCUAUGUUCUUCUAUUGUCAACUCAUCCUCAUUCUUUCAGCAGACAUCUAGAAAAAGGCAAUUAUCUACAACAGGAAAUAAAGGGGCUGCUGGAAAAUCUGAGCCAGAUUCACAUCCAUUAAGGUCAAUAUAUUUAGGAUCAGAUCGUAGGUAUAACAAAUACUGGCUUUUCCUGGGACCCUGCGAUGAAAAUGAUCCAGGUCACCGAAGAGUAUAUUUUGAGUCUUCUGAAGAUGGCCACUGGGAAGUGAUUGAUACGUCACAGGAUUUGCGAACUCUGUUGUCAGUUCUAGAUUGCAGGGGCACACGGGAAGCUCAUCUUUUUGCAUCCUUGGAGAAGAGGGAGGUUUCUCUUGGUGAAGUGAUGGAUGAGCAUAUGAUUGCUGAAACUACCAGCAGGCAGGCUGGAAGAUCAGUUUCAUCUGAGCUGGAUGGUUGUAGCGGAGAUGGAUCUUCGCCUAUUUCUGAUAUAGACAACUUUUUAUUGCCUUCGGAGUCAUCAAAUGCUCCUUCGGCUCCAUCUGGAGCCAUAUUUCUUGAAACCGGCAAGAAUUUUGUCCAAAAAAAGCAAAAAUGGGAUCGCUUACAAGCAUUUGAUAAGUGGAUUUGGGAUUCUUUCUGUUCCAUUCUCAAUUCUGUGAAAUACAGCAGAAGGUCCUACAUGGAUUCCCUAACUCGGUGUGAGAGUUGCCAUGACCUUUACUGGCGGGAUGAAAAACACUGUAGGAUAUGCCAUACUACAUUUGAGUUGGACUUUGAUCUUGAAGAAAGAUACGCCAUUCAUGUGGCAACAUGUAGGGAAACUGAGGGCAGCGGCAUGUAUCCAGCAUUUAAGGUUCUGCCAUCGCAGUUGCAAGCUCUCAAAGCAGCAAUUCAUGCAAUAGAGGCGGGGAUGCCGGAUGCUGCCUUGUUAGGUUCAUGGACGAGGUCAACUCACAAGCUUUGGGUCAAGCGAUUACGACGCACUGCUUCCUUGCCGGAGCUUCUGCAGGUUCUCACUGAUUUCGUUGGUGCAAUAAAUGAAGAAUGGUUACAUGAAUGCGGCGUUCCGAGGUCUAGUACAGCCAUAGAUGAAAUAAUUGUUUAUUUUCAGACUAUGCCACAAACGACAUCUGCAGUUGCACUUUGGAUGUUUAAACUUGAUACUUUGAUCGGCCCUCAUUUGGAGAGACUCCAGCAAGAGAGAACGCCCAGAAGAAUGGCUCAGGAGAAACGAAGACGAACCUGCACAAGAUAGCUAAAGAUUAAAACAUCAAUCCCAUUCUUCUCAUCACAGAUAGCCUAUUUGGCUAGAUUAGGAAAUCCAAAGUACCACAUAGAUUCACUGGAGGCUUUCGAUUAUCCUCGAGGGCAUCUGGUAGCAUAUUUAUAGUUAGGCCUCAAGUGAUAUUUUUGGCCACGCAAUGUGGAAGUCCUCGUUCCUGGAGGCCAUCAAAUGCUUGUAGAAACUGCUGUAAGAUCUCACCAAGUUGAUCAGUGUCAUCGAGUUAAAUAAACUAGCUUGGCUGCUGCAGGCGUUGCUUAAAACCGAUCUUCUCUUCUUAUUCCGAACAUCUGACAUCCAAUGGGUUUUUUUUUGAAGCUUCAAAUUACAUGCAGCGAUGAAAGCCUGACCUUGUUCUUACACAGCAAAAAUUGAUGUCAAUAUUCACCAGUCAAUUCAUAUAGUUCUUACAUUUUUGGUAGUCUCUCUGUUUCUUUUACUGAUGUUUGCUUUCGCAUUGUUUUUCCUAUUUACAGAAUAAAAAAAAAAUUAUCGUUUUGCUCCGACCUGGCAGGAGAAACUUAAGUUAAUUGUUGCCGGUGUUAAUUCAGGGUGACAUGCAUCAGUCUAAGUUUGUGAGCUGUGGUUCUUUCAGUUUAUUUGGUUUCACUGCUUUUUGUUCAUGUUCUGUUAACAAAUCUAAUGUCAUUUGGUUCCUUGUGUUUUUUUGGUUGUGAGUUGCUAAACAGCAGCAUGAUUGCAGAAGGAAAGAUAAAGAAGUUUAUUGAA